Molecule: messenger RNA, 595 nt
Organism: Mizuhopecten yessoensis (Yesso scallop)
Lineage: Eukaryota; Metazoa; Mollusca; Bivalvia; Pectinida; Pectinidae
Exons: 5
Coding region: 59-595 (178 amino acids)
Biological process (GO): regulation of apoptotic process
Source: RefSeq, a predicted model, not a curated record
UUGCGCUUAAGCAUUGAACCGAAAGAAGACGGGUUGGAAUAAACAGACAAGCAGGAAUAUGGCACAGGCAGCAACUUCAAUGACUCCAGAGCAGGUCAAGAAAAUAAAGGCAAAUUGUGAAGAUAUAGUGAAAAGAGUUCAAGCUGAUGACAUUAUGGACUAUUUUGUUGACGAAGAUUACUUUUCCAUUGAAGAUGUAGCAGAAAAUAUUAUGAGCGGGAAAACUCCCCAACACCAAACAGAACGACUUGUAAUGCUUCUCCAACAAAAAAGAUCAAAAGCUGGAAUAUUUGACUUUUUUCUUAACCAAUUGGCAAGACAUGGUAACAAAGAUUUGGCCAAGAAAAUUAGAGAAACUGAAGAAGCACUUAGGAAAGAAAAGAAGGAUAAAGCUCUGAAUGCAAAAAGGUUCCGGUUUAUAACAGAGGAGGAGGCUGGGGCCGAGGUCACACAAGACGAGGUGAGAAAUGCAACAGCAGGCCUUCAGAAACCUAGUCCUCAUCGACUGGAGAACCUGAAAUCACUAAAGCAUGCCUUCUCCCAGGGAAUUGUGUAUAUUGAUGCUUUCUUCAGUAUAGAUAACUCCCUGAAUUGA